AUGGAUCACCUGACUGCGCUCUUCCAGGAGAUGUGGCGUCAAGGUGAAGUCCCGCAAGAUUUCAAGGACGCAACUAUCGUGCACCUAUACAAGCGAAAAGGGAAUCGCCAAGUCUGCGACAACCACCGCGGCAUCUCCCUACUGAACAUCGGCGGGAAGAUCUUCGCUCGCAUCCUGCUCAACCGCCUCAACAACCAUCUGGAACAGGGCCUUCUGCCGGAAAGCCAAGGCGGCUUCCGUCGUCAUCAUGGGACCACGGAUAUGAUCUUCUCCGCCCGUCAACUACAGGAGAAGUGCCAGGAGAUUCGGACCCACCAGUACUCUACCUUCGUGAACCUGACGAAAGCCUUCGACACGGUGAAUCGUGAAGGACUGUGGAAGAUCAUGCAGAAAUUCGGCUGUCCGGAGCGAUUCACUCAGAUGGUGCGUCAGCUGCACGACGGUAUGAUGGCGCGAGUCACGGACAACGGAGCUGUCUCAGAGGCAUUCGUAGUGACCAACGGAGUGAAGCAGGGCUGUGUGUUGGCGCCUACCCUCUUCAGUCUUAUGUGCUCUGGCAUGCUGAUGGACGCCUACCGCGACGAACGCCCUGGAAUCCGCAUCGCCUACAGAACGGACGGUCGUCUGCUGAAUCAACGGUGCAUGAACUUCCAAUCGCGCGUAUCCACAACCACCGUGCACGAACUCCUCUUCGCCGACGACUGCGCCCUGAACACCACCUCCGAAGCGGAGAUGCAACGGAGCAUGGACCUAUUCUCCGCCGCCUGCGAGAACUUCGGUCUGAUCAUUAACACGCAGAAGACGGUGGUGAUGCACCAACCUCCGCCCAACUCAGCCACAGCCCCCAACGCGCCGCACAUCAAUGUGAAUGGGACCCAACUGCAAGUGGUAGAGAACUUCCCGUACCUGGGAAGUACCCUAUCUCGCAACACCAAGAUUGAUGACGAAGUCGCCAACAGGAUAUCGAAAGCCAGUCAAGCCUUCGGUCGCCUCCAAAGCACAAUCUGGAAUCGCCACGGUCUCCAACUGAGCACAAAGCUGAAGAUGUACAAGGCCGUCAUCCUGCCGACGUUACUGUACGGAGCAGAGACAUGGACGGUGUACACGAGACAGGCACGUCGUCUGAACCACUUCCACCUCAGUUGUCUUCGUCGCAUCCUGAGGCUGAACUGGCAGGAACGAAUCCCCGACACAGAAGAACUGGAACGUACGGGAAUGCUCAGCAUCUACGCCAUGCUGAGACAAAUUCAGCUGCGCUGGAGCGGCCACCUGGUGACUAUGGACGACGAGCGACUACCCAAACGACUCUUCUAUGGAGACGUCGCGACGGGUUCUCGUCGUCAAGGAGGCCAAAUUCGCCGUUACAAGGAUACCCUGAAGUCCUCCCUGAAACGCCUGCAAAUCAACCCGACCAACUGGGAAGAGCUCGCUCGCGAUCGUCCGACAUGGAGGAGAACAGUGAAGACGGGCGCUGCUAUCUAUGAAGCCAACCGCAUCGCCGCCGCCAAAGUGAAAAGUGAAGCCCGCAAAUCACAAUCUCGCCCAGUACGCAACGCCGCCGCACAACCGCUCCCUACGUGUCCUCGAUGUCAACGGACAUUCCGGGCACGAAUCGGACUUGUUGGACAUCUCCGAACCAACUGCACCUCUCGAACUGCUCCAGCCAUCGUCCCCCCGCCCGCCUCUUCCUCCUCUCUGCCGCCAACUAACUCUGACACUCCUGCACCACCACUUCCAUCCUCCUCCUUCUCCUCCACUGCCCCAGCGGCGGCCGUUCAGACUGCCGUCUCACACAUCACCAACCCCGACACAAUAACCGCCACCACCCCCACCUCUCCCGAUUCCAGUGAUGAGGAUCAGGACUACACCUGCCCUCACUGCGACCACACCUUCACCUCUCGCAUCGGCCUGAUCGGUCACUUGCGAAUCCAUCGCACAGAGACUGGUGAGCCAGUGCCUGGAGCACCAACCUACACCCACCGCACUCGCCUCCACUGCCCACAAUGCCCUCGCACCUUCACUCACUGCAUGGGCCUGUUCGGCCACAUGCGCAUCCACGAGAGCGGAAUUGACCGCAGCCUUGACACACCCUACCCGCCGAGCCCCACUCCCAAUCCAUCACCUUGUGCACCCACUAACCACUCCCCAGCCGACAUCGACGCCACCGACCUUACCACCCCUCACUCCUCCCCUUCCUCCUCCUCUUCCUCCUUCACUGCCACAACGACGGCCGCUUCGGCGUCUGUCGCCCACGACUUCACCACAGCCGAACCUGACACAACAACAGGCACAACCCCUGCAACCCCCAUCAUCAGACGUGAGGGCCAGGACUACAUCUGCCCUCACUGCAAUCGCACCUUCACUUCACGCAUCGACCUGGUCGGUCACUUGCGAAUCCAUCGCACAGAGACCGGCGAACCAGUGCCUGGAGCACCAACCUACACCCACCGCACUCGCCUCCACUGCCCACACUGCCCUCGCAUCUUCAGGCAUCGCAGGGGUCUAUUCGGCCACAUGCGCAUCCACGACGACCUGCGGUAG
Molecule: messenger RNA, 2541 nt
Organism: Spirometra erinaceieuropaei
Lineage: Eukaryota; Metazoa; Platyhelminthes; Cestoda; Diphyllobothriidea; Diphyllobothriidae
Source: the annotation of a GenBank genome assembly